Molecule: messenger RNA, 1775 nt
Organism: Fusarium verticillioides 7600
Lineage: Eukaryota; Fungi; Ascomycota; Sordariomycetes; Hypocreales; Nectriaceae
Exons: 2
Coding region: 1-1677 (558 amino acids)
Source: RefSeq, a predicted model, not a curated record
AUGGGUGAUGAGUAUAUUCCCAGCGAUUGUGGAGGCUCUCCAUACCGAGCUAUCGACCGAUCACAGCUCGGCCGUGAGAAUGAUUUGGCAUCGCCCGAGCCAUAUGAGAGUCAAGCGGUCGCGGACUUCAUCGAGAGUUAUCGAAACUCAGUCCAUCUUGCCAGGGAGAAGAACAGGCAACCCGCUACCGUCAGUAGGGAAAGAAUCAGAGAAGAAGAGCUGUAUGAACUCGCGAAACUCAUCGAUUCUCACACUUGGAGCCAAGCUCAAGAAGAUGAGCUGGUUGUCUCUUGGAAGAGUGGUUUAGUCAACGCUGCAAUAAUUCGCUUGCCCGAUCGCGGUACUUAUCUUUCCUCCGUCUUCGAGAUCUCCUUUCAUCUCUGCAACAUGGACCCUCUCUCCCUCAUAUCAAUGUAUCACGAGUUUGAGUUCGACAAUAGCGGUAGCGAUAGCUUUAUGCAUGGUGGACAAAUGAAGCGCAACCCGUUGUGGACGGAGACAAAUGGGUAUCGAUUUCUCCCCAUCGUUAUCAGAUGGGCGGUCAUCUGUCGGGCAGAUGACGGCGAAGGGUUCUCUACGGAAGAGGCCCGUAUCUUGAGCCACCUCGGCUGUGGCAACCUGGACCAGUUCUCAGGUUCUCCAGUACUAGGGCGCUUUCGCGUCCAUCAAGAACAAUUUAAGACUUCCGGUAUCCCUAUUACACGUUACGCCAAGCUUCUCUUGUUGAUAGCUGAUCUAGUUGGCAUGCGCGCAGUACCAACAUUAGCUGACAUUAUACCGGUCAGGACUGGAGACUUGAGUGUCGUGAUCAGUGCUUUGGACAGUUUGGAUGAUUAUGGGCUGAAAAAUUCCUGCGAUUUCCAUCAUCUAAAAUACUGUGCCAGUCAGACCUCGACAAUCCACGCCUCAGGACUGGAUGAGCUAUUGGAGGCAUACAAAGGGGCUUGGAUGAAGCUUCAGAGGAGGCUCUGCAAUGCUGCAGUAAAUCAGCCUCCCAUACAAGGCGAUAAGCUCUAUCACCAGGCUGCUAGACAAGGAGUCCCAGCCGAUACCAAUUUUCCCCCCAAAGCUGCGAUCUGGAGUGGCUUUUCUGGCAAUGUUCAGCCAGCUGAACACUUUAAAAGGGAGAACAGUCCUCUCCGUCCGCCAUUUGGCUCCAAUGCUGAUGACUCGACCGGGACUAUAGUCGAUCACAGGGAUGGGUUUAAUCCAUUCCAGGCGUUUCUCACGAACCAGCCCAGCAGGGCCCAGUCGAACCUGCGAAGCCCCUUCAUCGCACAACUUGAUCCAAGUCCUUCGCAAGAAUCACGCAUGGGUGGUUCUGAAAACGGAGAGACCACAGCGAUUGAGUCCUCUGACGAAGACAUGAUGGAGGACCAGCCGGAACAGGUUCGCAGCGGUCCUAAAGCUGCAGGCGGUCGUCCAAGAAAGCGCAAAGGGAAAAAGAAUGGCUCACGAGACAGGGUCCAGGGGAGACAGUUCCAGACCAAGAAGCAGAAAAAGCACCGUCCUGGGCACGGUGGUCAAACUAAUUCAUCUGCAUCGCAAAGACAGGGUGGAAGUCAAGGAGGAGCUUGGAAUGUUGUAGGGAAUCAGAAACAGCCUGAUUCACCGUUCAAUCCUCCAGCUGGACCCAAGGCAUGGAGAGAACAGCAAGGGGGGCACGGCACAUUUUGAUAGAUGAUAGUUUUAGUUAUGAAAGAAAUGCUGCUAUAGCUGCCACAUAACUGGCUUCAUAAACACAACUUCGAGCGCCUAUAGAAGAAAAUGGUAAG